Lachancea meyersii CBS 8951 is the source of this 2109-nucleotide messenger RNA. NCBI's taxonomy places the organism in Eukaryota, Fungi, Ascomycota, Saccharomycetes, Saccharomycetales, Saccharomycetaceae. The record is from the annotation of a GenBank genome assembly.
AUGAAUACCAGCUCAUCGAGACCCAGGAGCCACGCCAACUCGCCCCAAACAGGAGCUGGCGCUGGUGCUGGUGCACGCAAACAGCAAACACCUUCGCCACGGUCCAGCACAUCGUCGCAGAUCAGCGAGCCGGGAAAACUUUUGUCGAACGGCAAGAGCAGUCUGCUGCCCCAGCUGUUCACGUGCCCGCAGCUCGACAUCAACGUGGCCAUGAACUACGUCCUACAGCGGUUCUUCGAGAUGCAGGACGCGCAAUUGGCCCCGUCGUUGCGAGCGCUGGAUCUCGUCGUCGAGCAGACCUACGCCGAGUCCCUCACGCUCCGGCAGCUCAACGACUCGUUCUCUAACAAGCAGUACCGCUAUUUCAACACCGUAUCGCGCAACAAGCAGAUCUCCAAUUGCCCGGUGUUCUGCGUCGCAGUUUAUGCCGCCAGUCGGUGGGGAGGCCACCCCCAGGGCCUGCCGAUCCGUUUCGAAGAUUUCCACAACAUGCCGCUCUUGGCAGACACCAGCAGCUUCGAAGCGCUGGCGGCAAGCAGGGCAGCAGGCGUGUCGCCGUCGCCAGAACAAGAGCCAGAGCCCGCCAACGGGGCUCUGGCUGGCGCCCAGGGCAGGAUUCUGCGUGUCAUGGAGCCUCCUGAAGAGCUUCGAAGCGAGAUCUUUCCCUGGCUCGACCAGCUGCAGCAGGACCUGGAGACGAAAGACCGCACCAACUACAAUUUGCACUCGCUGUGCGAGCUGUUCGAGUAUCUGGCCCGUGUGCUGGUCCAGGAUUUAGCGUAUCUCAGCUGCACCAAUGAGCUGCCGCAUCUGCUGUCCAACGUUCUCGGGUACGUGCCCAGACUGGAAGGAAACUUUACUUUCAAGCAGUUCCGAAACGAGAUGCAUAGAAUGAUAAAUUCGUCACAGUCCAAGACCUCCGAUUGGAAUGAUCAGGUUCUGUCCAAAGUGGAAGAGGGCUACAUAGACAUUUCGCGGCGGUUCGCACUCCACAACCAAUUUCUCCAGGAAGAGCUCAAAUCGCUGCGACACGAGCUGGGUUCCGUAAAGCAGCUGCUUUCAGAGGUCUUAAACACGCAGCGUUUGCUCGUCUCAGGCAAUGCCCAAAACGGUGCAGCUUUCCCAGCUUCUCUGAGCGUCACUGGCCGCGGUUCAGGUAGCGCCGACAAAAAUGGGCUUUCGUCGAGCUUUUUCAACAAUGUCGUGGGCACAGGCGAGGAGCAGGCUCAAACAACGCCCUCGCUGGCGCCAAUAAAUAUGUUCCACUCGCUCAGUGGUUCUGGCGUCGUGGAGACCCAAAAAAGGAAGCUUCCUUUGCCGAACCAGGCUGGGUUCUCGCCAACGCCUAUAGAAUCGCCGUUCAAGCGCUUCAGAUUCGACGAUUUGAAGGCCGGACCCCCCACUCACCAGCAACUCUUGCAACAACAACAAUUGCAACAACAGCUGCAACAGCAAGCCCAGCCCAAUACCAUGAAUGCAACAUUGGAUUCUAUGAUGUCUCGCAACGCAGUCAGCCCCCGAUUAGGAAUAUCUGCCCUUACAAGUGCCCCCAUGUCGUCACAGCUGUCACCCCGCUACGGGAAUUCCAAUUUGUCGUCGCAGCUUCUAACGAAAAGGACACCCUCCAGCACGUCUCCCAAUGGGAAUUCCUCGCAAGAAGUGUUCAAGUACAAGCUGUCGCGCGAAAACAAAACGAUAUGGGAUCUCUACAACGAAUGGUACGUUGGUCUGAACGGUGAGCCGUCAAUCAAGUCGCUGAUAGACACAUACGGCUGGCGACGCUGGAAAGUCGGCGAGGACUCGCAUUUUUUCCCCACACGGCGCAUCAUUAUCGACUACAUCGAGCGUGAGGUCGAUCGCGGGCUGCGCACAGGCAGGUUCCUGAACACAGACCGCGAAAGCAUGCGAAAGGUGAUCACUGAUGACCUUGAAAAAUUCCGAACCACCAACGGACUAACUCUAAACAGCAUUUCCAUGUAUUUCAGAAACUUGACCCGCAAGAACACCGAAAUAUGCAUCUACGAGAACUUUCAAGACUGGUCGGUCUUGCAGAUAGACGAGGACGAAAAGAACAAGUACUGUAAAAGACAGCACAAUACAGGAUCUUGA